AUGCCAUCCAGUACUAGCGCCUCGGACAAGAAUCGCCGCUCUCGUAUCACAGCUGCCUGUGCGGUGUGUAGAGCCAAGCGCCAAAAGUGCAGUGGAUCCAAGCCUCAAUGUGAUCAAUGUCGAAUGCACAACGAGGAAUGUUGGUGGAGCGAUCAGAAGAAGAGAGGACCGGCAAAGGAUUACCUGCGAUCAUUGCAAGACAGACUCCAAGAGACGGAGCGAUUACUGCUGACCGUCCUUCCGCACGUUCCGGAUGAGAUUCUUGGGCCAGUACUACAGCAAAGCGAUGCUACUAGCGGACCCUCGCAUCAAGCUUGGACAAGCUCCCUAUCAGGACCUGAAUACUGGUCACGGUUCAGUUUAAAUAGGAUCGACCACAUCAGAGACUGGCAAGACCACCGCGCAAGUGGCGUUCUCAGACCGAGCCCACAGUCAAGCCAGCCUGCGCAGAACAGUGCCCAAGCCAGCAUUCCCGACGAGAUGCAUCACCCUAGUGCUCAUAUUCAUCAAAACAUGCUCAGCGAACACGCUGGACAGAAUGGUGGUCUCGCAGGAUCAACUCCCGCAAAUGAUGGUUGGUCCCAACCCCAGCCUCCGCCUGCCAGACUCGAUGAGCGAAGAUAUAGUGAAGAAACGCGGGAUGCAUGCGAAGCUUUAUUCUCCAUAUCAAGGCCAUCCGAGACGAAGCGUCCGGAAUACGCUCCACCAGGCCAGAAUCCCCAAAGCCCUUACCCAGCAACAACGGGAGAUCGGACGUCCUUGCCGUCACAGCUGCCUAAAUUGUUCUGGUGA
Messenger RNA from Ramularia collo-cygni, 792 nucleotides. RefSeq lists its product as uncharacterized. The transcript has 3 exons. Lineage: Eukaryota; Fungi; Ascomycota; Dothideomycetes; Mycosphaerellales; Mycosphaerellaceae. The record is from RefSeq and is a predicted model, not a curated record. Gene Ontology annotation, biological process: regulation of DNA-templated transcription. The coding region runs from base 1 to 792 and encodes 263 amino acids. Gene Ontology annotation, molecular function: zinc ion binding; DNA-binding transcription factor activity, RNA polymerase II-specific.